AAUGUUAUGUCUGUCAGUUUGUCUAUUUUUCCGAGUAACUGAAGUGCUUUAUCGACUUACCGUUAUUAAGAUUGCGCGGGAGAAUUUACCACGUCAACUGUCUAAAUUCAUAAAGAAAGUAUAUUCUGUAAUAUAAACCUGCAAACUGCACAGUGCAAAUAGUAAGCUGGCUGACGAAGCGGUGGUUGGCAGAACGAGUAACGCCAUCAAGUCAUUACAAGUCCCUCCAAAACAUCAAAAUUUAAGGUUACAGUAGCUAUCAAAAGAGCUCUCUGUGUAAACACGACAGUGUGAAUUUGCGUGAUCGCAUGACUUAUCCGGAGAUGUAAACAAAAUAUUUUAUGCUAAGCAUUUGAAAACAAGAAAGCAUUUUAGAAUUUUGCGAAACAUCUUCAUCAAGGGUGACCAAACUGUCAAUCAAGAUGAUGCAUCGGAGAAACGGCGGAAAACGCAUCCGGAUGGACGAUCCAGUUCCUCCGGAGUACGAGACUUCCAUUCUCAAUGAUGCCUACGGCGAUGAUCCGAAUAAUGCAGGCGAAAAUGAUUUGUUGAAUAAUCCGAACAUGCGGAUAACCCGGAAUACAAGAGCGCGGCUAAGAGGUGGCGUCGUUCAACAGCCUAAGUACCGCGAAAUUGACGAAGAUACAAUUCCCUCGGCACCUUCGCAUCACGGUACAAAAAGUCGACGAGGUGGAGGCGGCGGUCGGGGUAGACGUGCUGCUGCUCACGUUCAACAGCAACAACAACAGCAGCAGCAGCCACAGCAGCAGCAGCCACAACAAACACAUCAUCUUGAAGAUGAAGCUAGUUUGUAUUUCGAAGUUCGUAAUAGUAAGGGUUCAUUGACUGGCAUAGUCGAUGAAUGGAUUGAAAAAUAUAAAACUAACAAAGAAAAUGCUCUUCUUAUGUUGAUGCAAUUCUUUAUCAGCGCAAGUGGCUGUAAAGGGAUAAUUACCCCUGAAAUGCAAACCUUAGAACACGUUCACAUAAUUCGUAGAAUGACUGAGGAAUUUGAAGAAGAAAGCGGCGAAUAUCCUCUUAUAAUGAGCGGUCAACAGUAUAAAAAGUUUAGAACAAAUUUCUCCGAAUUUGUUCAAAUCUUGGUUCGCCAAUGUCAGUAUUCUAUCAUAUACGAACAGUUUCUCAUGGAUAACAUUAUUUCGCUUUUGACUGGAUUAUCAGAUUCUCAAGUCAGAGCUUUUAGACAUACAGCAACAUUGGCUGCCAUGAAAUUGAUGACUUCUCUUGUUGAUGUGGCUUUGACAGUAUCAAUCAAUCUUGAUAAUACACAAAGACAGUAUGAGGCUGAAAGAUUAAAAACAAGAGAAAAGCAAGCUGCUGGUAGAUUAGAAUCACUUCUCGCUAAAAGAAAAGAGCUUGAAGAAAAUAUGGAAGAAAUAAAAAAUAUGCUUACAUACAUGUUUAAAUCAGUGUUUGUCCACAGAUACAGAGAUACUUUACCUGAAAUUAGAGCCAUUUGUUUGGCAGAAAUUGGUGUUUGGAUGAAGAAAUUUCAUCAACAAUUUUUAGAUGACUCAUAUCUUAAAUAUAUUGGUUGGACAUUGCAUGAUAAAGUAGGCGAAGUUCGUUUGAAAUGCCUACAAGCCUUACAACCACUGUAUGCAUCAGAAGAGCUUAAAACUAAACUUGAACUUUUCACAAGCAAAUUUAAAGAUCGUAUUGUUGCUAUGACUCUUGAUAAAGAGUAUGAUGUUGCUGUACAAGCAGUUAAACUUGUUAUUUCAAUUUACAAGUAUCAUCGUGAAAUUCUUACUGAUAAAGAUUGUGAACAUGUUUAUGAACUGGUUUAUUCUUCUCACAGAGCUGUUGCUCAAGCUGCUGGUGAAUUUGUCAACGAACGCUUCUUUACUUCUAAUGAAGAAACUGAAGAAGUGAAAACAAAAAGAGGAAAGAAGCGUUUACCAAAUACUCCAUUUAUUCGAGAUUUGGUUCUUUUUUUCAUUGAAUCUGAACUGCAUGAACAUGGAGCUUAUCUUGUGGAUUCUUUAAUAGAAACUAAUAAUAUGAUGAAGGAUUGGGAAUGUAUGACUGACCUACUGCUUGAAGAACCUGGUGAUACGGAAGAGGCUUUAGAUAAUCAACAGGAAACAUCACUAAUUGAAAUUAUGGUAUGUUGCAUAAAACAAUCAGCUACUGGUGAAGCUCCUGUUGGAAGGGGACCAACGAGAAAAAUUUUAUCAGCUAAAGAGACUAAACAAGUGCAAGAGGAUAAGCAAAGAUUAACUGAACAUUUUAUUAAAGUUUUACCAAUGUUAUUAGAGAAAUAUCGAGCUGAUCCUGAUAAGUUAGCUAAUUUACUCUCUAUACCUCAAUACUUUGAACUUGAUAUUUACACCAAAUCACGACAAGAACAAAAUCUUGAUUACCUUUUGAAAAAAAUACAUGACAUAGUUGAUCGUUCACACAAUACCGAAGUUUUGGAUACAGCCGCAAAAACAUUAGAAUACAUGUGUGUACCUGGAUCAGCAAUAUUCCGCCGUUGCGAUGUAGCUCGAUCUACUUUAAUUGAUGCAAUUGUUAUCAAAUACAGGGAAGCAAUUACCAAUUUUCGCUACAUCGUUGAUGGUGGUGAUCAACCGAGCGAUGACGACUUAUUUAAUAUAACAGAGACACUUAAAAAAGUCGCUAUAUUUUACAGUUGUCAUGACAUGAAUAGCUGCGAAAUUUGGGACUCCCUUUUCAGAGAUAUAAAAGAGUCCAGGGGUAGAUUACCAGAUGAAGCUAUGAAGUACUGCAUAAGCGCAUGUUUUUUCUCUAUACUCUGGUCUCAGAACCAUCUGAUUGAAAAUGCUGAAUCAGAUAAUCGCAGUGAAGAAAAGUGUUCUAUUCUUAAAAGUAGACUUCAUGAAUUCAUCAAUCACAUGAGUUAUUUUAUUGAUAACUCAGAAGAUGAUGUAUCCAUUAUCAUCCGUGAAGAAGCAUAUAACACCAUUUGUGAUUUGCUUGUGAUAUUUUGCAACCAAUUAAUGAGUCACAAAAACCCACUUAUUCAUCAACUUAUAUAUGAUCCAGAUCAAAAUAUGCAAGAAAUGUUGAACCGUUUCAUACAGCAAUGUGUUUUUGCCGAAGCUGAAGAAGAUGAUCACGAUGAGCACUCAAAGAUUGAAGAAUUACAUAAAAAACGUAAUUUCCUUGCAGCCUAUUGUAAACUUAUUGUUUACAAUAUGAUUCCAACAAAAGCUGCUGCUGAUGUUUUUAAACACCAUGUAAAAUAUUAUAAUGAUUAUGGAGACAUAAUUAAAACUACAAUUGGUAAAGCUCGAGACAUUAAUAAAGUUAAUUGUGCUCUGACCAUGCAACAAAGUUUGAAUAUAUUAUAUAAUGAGAUUGCUGAAAAAGAAGAAAAAGUUGUGCGUAAUAGCGAAGAGUUUACUGCUAUUAAGGAGCUUGCAAAAAGAUUUGCUUUAUCAUUUGGUCUGGAUGCUGUAAAGAAUCGAGAAGCCAUAACUGCUCUUCACAGACAAGGAAUUCUUUUUGCUGUCACUACACCAGAUGGAAUUGAAAUUGAUCCCACUGGUCCUCCUCCUAAUUUAUCAUUUUUGGAAAUUGUUAGUGAAUUUACAAAUAAGUUAUUAAAGCAAGAUAAACGACUCGUUUUAAAUUUUCUGGACAAGCAUUUACAAGCUGGUAUGCCAUCAUCAAGAGGUGAAGACUGGCAGCCUUUACUUUUAUACAGAAACAGUUUAUUACAUGGGGAUACUGAUACAGUACCAGUGACAAGCAAAAGAGCUUAUACUAGAAGAAGAAAAGAUCAAGCAGCUGAAGAAGAAGAAGCGGAUGAUGGUGAAGAAGGUUCUGAACAUGAAUAUGUUGCAUAUUAAUUUUAAGAUAAUAAUAAUAUAUAUUUCAUCUUUUUAUUCUCAAUCAUAAAGUAUUUACAAAAAACAAAUUAUAUCUCUUAGUUUUAGCAUUUUGACAUAUUUAAAGUGAAAACAUUAAAUGUUCUCUGUAUUUAAAUAAUAUAUUAUAUUAUUACAGUAUAAAUUUAAGCAUUAUACUAUGAAACUAAUAUAUGUUGUAUAUAUUAUAUUAUAUUGCAAAAUGAUUUUUCAAUUUAAAAUAAAACUGCUACACCCGAAAA
Molecule: messenger RNA, 4102 nt
Organism: Trichogramma pretiosum
Lineage: Eukaryota; Metazoa; Arthropoda; Insecta; Hymenoptera; Trichogrammatidae
Gene: SA1
Product: cohesin subunit SA-2
Exons: 2
Coding region: 423-3842 (1139 amino acids)
Biological process (GO): sister chromatid cohesion
Cellular component (GO): chromatin; nucleus; cohesin complex
Molecular function (GO): chromatin binding
Source: RefSeq, a predicted model, not a curated record